AUGUGCUGCGGAAGACGGUCGUGGCCUCGCUUUUUCGCUCACCUUACCCUGCGAGGUGACGGCUCCCGGGCCUCCGUACGUGGCCGGCGGCUACGCGGCCGCGGCGGUGGCCACACCCCGCUUUUACUGUACGGUGAUUGGGAAGCGAAGUCCGGGUCCCCGGAGAGAUUCCCAUACAAAAACAACGCGUCUGCGAAAGGUUCAACGUUGGAGUUGGCGGCUGCUCAUCCCUGCCUGGCGCCAACCGACCCAAACGGGGCCGGGCCGGUGCCUCUGUUUGUCUCCGCAGGACAGAAAGAUCACAGGAGGUCAGAAUGGUCAACAAUUGAAAAAGAGUCUCCUUCUGAGUAUUACAGCUUUGACGGUAUCGAAAUGGAUGGUAGAGAGUACAAUGACAGGGGCGUUAUCCAGGCAGCGCAUCUAGAACCGGUCAGCUGUCCUCUGGGCCCGGUUGAGGGAACCGGGACAAAAGAAGGGUGCCAGGAUUACGUGGUCUGUGGAGAUGAGUACACCGUAGACAAUGAUGAAGCUAGCUUAAGCCUCGCUAAUCAGAAUGACCACGUCCAUAGCCUCAUGGAGGAGGAUGAGAGCAUCCUCGUCUGCCUGGCCAGCGAAGGACUGAAGGCACGUAAUAAUGGCGUUCACUUGGGCCCGGUCACCAUUAAUAGUGAAGCACUGGCAGACACCACUGAGACCGUGAAGUCUGCUCAGUCUCUCACGAAGAUGAGCACUUCAGAAAAGUACACCUCCCCUCUGCCCAGCGUUCCCAGCUGUGACCUUAUGGUCGGCAGUGAGCUGGCUCCACGUGCUUCAGCUCUAACCCGUCCUCUGGAUCCAGAAACUGCUGACAAGCACGUCAUUACUGAAGUUCACAUGGCAGAUCUGGACUAUCUUGCCGAGGAAUUUAUCAAACUCAGGACGGCUCAAAAGGAACAGAGAGAGCGAAAAGAGAAAAUGAAAAGGUCAGGUUGUAAAUUGAGCGAGGAAUGUGGCUGUAUCCAGCGUGCUCAGCAGGCAGAGUUGGGCCUCCUGGCCCUGCAGUACAGCGUGUGCAGACAGCACUGCUGGAGACUCUACUAUACCUCUGCUGAGGGAGAGCAGCUCACCGCACUGCGUGGAGAUAUGGAUCAAUACUGGCCAAAGGACCCUCCUGCAAACAUUUUAAGUGUUCUGCAAAAACUGGAAUCUGACUAUAAUCAGAUGAGGGAUGAGAUCCUGGAAGGGGUUCCCCUGGAGCAACUUAAGCCUCUGUCUGUUGACUCUGAGAAGAUAAUCAUAGGAGCAAGUUACAUCCCUGCGCAGAUCACGGGUGGUGUGCAGGGAAAUCUUCCUUCUUGGUGCUCCCUGGAGCCACAGGAGUGUCCUACAUCAGGUGAAGAAAGUGGAUGUCCCGGUGAUCCAAACAGCAAUGGCUGCCAGGACAGUCGGAGACUGGAAAAACAGGACAAGAUGGAGAACAGCAACUCAAGAAGAGCAGUCUCCGGUGUCCCCCAGGACAGAGGUGCUAAUUGUGAUGCACACAAGCCGGAAGACAAGCAGACAAGUGCCGCACGCAAAGAGCUAAGCACGAGCGAGGAAUGGUACGAUGCAGAAGAAGACCUGGAGCCUGCAGGACCUGCAGUAACUGCUGAGACGGGACAGGACCCAACAGUGAUUGCACAAGAUAGGACCAAUGAGUCUGCGAGUGAGGAGGCCAAGAGCUCAGUACUCUGUGUUUCCAACCUACCCAGUAAUGUGACCGAGAGUGAUGUGAUGCUGUGGUUGGAGAAAUACCAGGCCUCUGACGUUAGUAUCUCUGUUUUAAAGAAUGACUUGAGAGUUGCCAUAGCGAUGGUAGGUGGCCCCCAAUAUGCAGAGGCUGCAGCGAGAGAGCUGAGUGGCUUCAGCGUGGAAGGCCAUACUUUAAAUGUGGAGCACAUCGGUGGGGCUGUAGUCGGGGGCCGGGGCCGGGGCCAGACCUCAGCGUCCAUUAGUGAGGCUGAGUCCUCACGGGAUGCCACCAAACCGCAACCGCCCAAGACUGACCCCAGUGGCACUGAAAGGAAGUCGAUGUCUCGGCCGCCUCGUAGCUCCAGCAUCAAGAACAGGAAGGUGGUCUGCAUCUCGCCCACGGCGAAGGGAACCUGCGUGCCCCAACACUACGGCACCAUGGGCAGCUUUGAUACCCUGAUGGCGGAGCUGACGCAGCGCCACCCGGGUAUCGGGAGGAAGAGGAUUGUGGAUGCCCUGUCGGAGCUGAGGGCCAAGCACCGGGGCGUCCUAAGCGGCCUGCCCCUCAGGACCAUCGGGGAGAUGGCGUCCGAGCUCCUGACCAGGCCAGCGAGCGCCACACAGUCAUGAGGAAGCGCGGCUCAGUCAUUGAGAAUUUAAGUCUUACCAGUGAUUUGUUGUUGCAAGUUUUUGUUAGAAUAGAAUCACAACCCCUCAACCCCUUUUCCUUACAACUCAAAUAUUCCAAAGAAGGGAGAAGCAAUUAAUCUAAAAGCAGUAAGAUGUUAACCUCAGCUGAAAAAGUUAAGAUUGCCUUAAAAAGUAGUUGUAAAACUUUGUCGCAGUUUUCCAUCGUGUCCGUGUUCAUUCCAGGUAGCAUCAGAUUGGUUUCAGAUUUUUGGUUGAUUAGGAGGUCGGGGUUUGUUGUAGCAGUCAGCUGAUACAUCUGGAGUUUGAGGGUUUCACGCAGCACCUCCUCGGCCAGUUAUUGGUCAGUUAAAUUAGUUUUAAAGAAAAGAGUUCAAAGAGACUUUCUAAAAUGGUGUUUAGGUUUCAGUGGAGUUGUAUUUUACAUCCAGUAUCAAUAAAAAGGACACGCAUUGAAGUAUUUUCUUAACUUUUGUCGUCUUCCCUGCGAGCCCCUCUCUGUGUUUCUUUGACUAAUAGUCCUACCUGGAUUGACCAGUCUACUGGGGCUCAGUUAACAAGGAAAGCCAGGUGGAGACGGCUCCCUCUGACCCCCAGAUCUUGGUUUGGACGAGGACCCGUCCCGUACAUUGACUCCUGUACCAUCUGUGAGCACCUGAUCACCGUUUCUCUGACCUGCCUCCUAAGGCUUUUUCAUGCAGCCAGUGAAAGGAGAAAAACGAGGAAAAGAGAACCGGUCGUGUUGCAACCAAUCCGUGGCA
Messenger RNA from Xiphias gladius (swordfish), 3119 nucleotides. RefSeq names its product RNA binding motif protein 44 (gene rbm44). Gene Ontology annotation, molecular function: nucleic acid binding. The transcript has 15 exons. Lineage: Eukaryota; Metazoa; Chordata; Actinopteri; Istiophoriformes; Xiphiidae. The coding region runs from base 1 to 2340 and encodes 779 amino acids. The record is from RefSeq and is a predicted model, not a curated record.